GUCGCGAGCUGGCAAGCACAACCCUCCCAGGAUACCCUCCGCACGUCCCCCCCGCCGGACAGGGCAGCUACUCCGCUCCAGCGCUGACAGGAAUGGUGCCUGGCUGCUUGGGGAGUGAGUUUUCUGGGAGCCCAUACAGCCACCCACAAUAUUCAACGUACAAUGACUCCUGGAGGUUUCCCAACCCUGGACUACUGGGCUCACCGUACUACUACAGUGCUGCAGCCCGCGGUGCAGCCCCACCAGCGGCCGCGGCUGCCUACGACCGCCACUGA
This is a messenger RNA of Pelecanus crispus (Dalmatian pelican), 275 nucleotides long. Lineage: Eukaryota; Metazoa; Chordata; Aves; Pelecaniformes; Pelecanidae. The record is from RefSeq and is a predicted model, not a curated record.